Molecule: messenger RNA, 255 nt
Organism: Brenthis ino (lesser marbled fritillary)
Lineage: Eukaryota; Metazoa; Arthropoda; Insecta; Lepidoptera; Nymphalidae
Source: the annotation of a GenBank genome assembly
AUGGAGAUAUUUUUGCGCGCAGACACACGUACACUCUAUUACUGUCACUCUCAUACUCCGGUAGGCGUGGGACUACUACUCGACGCGACCGGUGGAGUUAAGGCGCAAGACCGACACGACACGUGCUCUCCGAGGCACGGGGGUGAUACGCCGCUAACUUCCCAACUCCGGCUUACUAAACUGAAAGACUCAAUAACUCAACUUAAACCGACCCGGGACUCUUACCCAGGACCUCCGGUUGUGCAGCCAUACAUG